Molecule: messenger RNA, 1540 nt
Organism: Rana temporaria (common frog)
Lineage: Eukaryota; Metazoa; Chordata; Amphibia; Anura; Ranidae
Product: high affinity immunoglobulin gamma Fc receptor I-like
Exons: 5
Coding region: 14-658 (214 amino acids)
Biological process (GO): cell surface receptor signaling pathway
Molecular function (GO): transmembrane signaling receptor activity
Source: RefSeq, a predicted model, not a curated record
CAAUAAUUCAUCAAUGUCUUUGUUCUUACCCCUUCCAGAGCUCUUCUCUCCUCCAGAAAUAAAAGCCUCAUACUGGGUAGUAGAAGGAGAUGAGAUGAUGGUGAGAUGUGACACCAGACUGGAUCCUCUCAGAGGCGGCACAGAGCUGCACUUUGCCUUCUACAGAGAUGGACGGACUGUGCGGGGAUACAAUGUAUCUGAUACAUACAGAGUGCGGUCAUCUCAGCUGGAGGAUUCUGGGAAAUAUACCUGUGAAGUGAGGACGGCAUCUGACACUGUGAGGAAGAGGAGUGAUGGGUUCCAUAUCCAGAUAAUUAAAGAAUUUCUUCUGAGAAUACUUCCUGCGGCCAUAGUUGGGAUUCUGUUGAUUUUGACCAUCUCUGCUGUCUUCAUCUGGAAAUACAGAAAUAAAUGGCGUUCUUGUCCUCGCAUAUGUCCAAAGCAUGGCCAGUCAAUAACUAUAACAGUGACUGAUGCAGAUCCGGAUCCACAGGACAUCUGUUACACUUACCCGGAUAUAAGUCACUUGCCCCAAGGUAAUAAAGUAAAAAAGGACGAGUUGACUGUUACAUAUGCUACACUGAAUUAUUCAGAUAUCUAUGAACAAAGUUUAAGACCUAGAACAGAUAAGGUUGACUCUGGCACAUUCUCUUUGUGACAUUGGAAGUUCUUUUGAGGUUUUCACUUCUUGAGGAGCAACAAACACCCAAUAGAUAAGAAGACCUCAGUGAAAGCUUUUCUCUGUCAAUGGAUGCCUUGUUCCUAUAAAUGCAAAGCUUUUACAUUUUGAAGUUGACUCUGUCACUUUCUCUUCGUGACGUUGGAAGUUAUUUUUGAGGUCCUCACUUCUUGAGGAGCAACAAACACCCAAUAGAUAAGAAGACCACUGUGAAAGCUUUUCUCAGUCAAUGGAUGCCUUGUUCCUAUAAAUGCAAAGCUUUUACAUUUUGAAGUUGACUCUGGCACUUUCUCUUCGUGAUGUUGGAAGUUCUUUUUGAGGUCCUCACUUCUUGAGGAGCAACAAACACCCAAUAGAUAAGAAGACCUCAGUGAAAGCUUUUCUCGGUCAAUGACUGCCUUGUUCAUAUAAAUGCAAAGCUUUUACACUUUGAAGUUGACUCUGGCACUUUCUCUUCAUGACGUUGAAAGUUCUUUUGAGGUCCUCACUUCUUGAGGAUCAACAAACACCCAAUAGAUAAGAAGACCUCUGCACUCCAUCAUUAGCCAUCCUUGCACUUAUGUGCAGCGUUUUUACGCUGAAAAACAACCUAAUUACCUCCCUGCCUGUUCCUCUCCAUACCCUGCUGUGUCCUGUGCCUGUAUUGCGACGAUCUCGCACACCCACGGCCGCCGCUAUCUUCCUGGCCUGUGACUUGCUGGAGUGAGCCAUCCUGGCCUGGCUGCGAGUUAAGGGACCCCCUCUCGUCAUUCUUCCUGCCCAUCCACAGGCCUGGUACGGUCCGGUGGCCAGCCGGACCACUAAAACUGCCCGUCACGGCCUGGUCUGGCCUAGUGUGGCCUAGUGAAGCCUGCAGAUCAC